Molecule: messenger RNA, 387 nt
Organism: Rhodotorula toruloides NP11
Lineage: Eukaryota; Fungi; Basidiomycota; Microbotryomycetes; Sporidiobolales; Sporidiobolaceae
Product: DUF3140 family protein
Exons: 6
Coding region: 1-387 (128 amino acids)
Source: RefSeq, a predicted model, not a curated record
AUGGGAGGCAAGCCCGACAGCCAAGUUAUCGACGAGUUCAACGACUACGUCAACAUGACGCCUGACGAGCUGAGAGACUGGUUGGACACGAAUUCGUCGCAAACUGCGGGGUGGAGUAAGGAUAAUGAUGGCAAGGUCAAGUCGGGUCAGGAGAGUGUUGGACACGAGUCGGGCAGGAAGAUUAUCGACAUCCUCGAGCGCAACCCCGACAAAGAUCCGGAGCAAUACACCGACGAGGAUAUCGAGCACAUGCGCAAGGUCACCUCGUAUUGCAAGCGCCAUCUCGCGCAGGAGGAGAAGAACAAUGCGGAGAAAGAUCCGGAGGAGUUGGAGCAAACCAAGUCGUACAGGUCCCUUAAGAACUGGGGACACGACUCGCUCAAGUGA